Apiotrichum porosum is the source of this 762-nucleotide messenger RNA. RefSeq lists its product as uncharacterized. Gene Ontology annotation, molecular function: ubiquinone binding. Gene Ontology annotation, cellular component: mitochondrion. The coding region runs from base 1 to 762 and encodes 253 amino acids. The record is from RefSeq and is a predicted model, not a curated record. Gene Ontology annotation, biological process: cellular respiration; ubiquinone biosynthetic process. NCBI's taxonomy places the organism in Eukaryota, Fungi, Basidiomycota, Tremellomycetes, Trichosporonales, Trichosporonaceae. The transcript is spliced from 3 exons.
AUGCGCGCCAUCGCAGGCCCCAGCAGGGUCAUUGCCCGUCCCACCACUGCCCUCGCUCGCGCCGGGUCCGUCGCGCUCGCACGCAGCCCGCUCACGCCCUUGGCCGCCUCUUCGUCUUCAUCGUCGUCGUCGUCGUCCUCCUCGUCCGUCGCGUCUGCCCGCACCUUCUUCUCCCUGCCAGACAUCUCCAAGCUCGCAGGUCUGAUUCCCGGUGCCCCGGAUGCGUCGCAGCUUGCCAAUGAUGGCGAAAAGACCAGGUUCCAUGCCAGCAAGAUUCUCCCCUACUCCCCAGCGCAGAUGUACGAGCUCAUCUCGGACGUGCCCAAGUACGCCGGCUACAUUCCCUUCUGCACCGAAUCCACUGUCCUCGACAAACAGGGCCGCCCCGACAUGAACUGGAGGGUGCCGCACCGCGAGCCGUUUGCCGUCAACGCCGAGCUGGCCGUGGGCUUUGGCGGACUCGAGGAGAGAUAUAUCUCCCAAGUGGUGGGAACGCCGUUUGAGAGUGUGUCGGCAACAGCAUCCAAGAUGUCCCCACUGUUCAAGUCCCUCGUCACCACCUGGUCGUUUACGCCCACCACAACGCUCCAGCCGGGGAUGGCGCCGGGCUCGGCGGGCCCCACGAUGCUCGCCAUCGACCUGACAUUCGCGUUCGCCAACCCUCUGCACAGGAUAGCGUCGCAGGCCGUAUUGCCACAGGUCGCGGACAAGAUGGUGGAGGCGUUUGAGAGGCGCGCCCAUGAGGUUUAUGGCGGGCGCUAG